This is a messenger RNA of Psammomys obesus (fat sand rat), 4442 nucleotides long. It is a transcript of the gene Cdc26, whose product is annotated as cell division cycle 26. Gene Ontology annotation, biological process: protein K11-linked ubiquitination; anaphase-promoting complex-dependent catabolic process; regulation of mitotic cell cycle. Lineage: Eukaryota; Metazoa; Chordata; Mammalia; Rodentia; Muridae. The record is from RefSeq and is a predicted model, not a curated record. The transcript has 4 exons. Bases 1702 to 1959 code for a protein of 85 amino acids. Gene Ontology annotation, cellular component: anaphase-promoting complex.
GCCAUAGAGUAGUAGAAUCCCUGUGUCGGGUGGAGGAGAGCCGCGCUUGUAACCUGUGCUCAGCGUUGCUCUCUAGUGGUGAGGCUUUCCGUUGUACACUAGUAGAACUAAGUGUUUCUUCAUUUCCCAUUCGCUUCUAUUUCUGUACUUAGGGAUCUGGUGGAAGGUAGUGUCUGAUUUAGAAUAAACCAUUUGAAAUGUCAAUAAAUAACUAAAUACAAUAAUUUAAAAAAAAAAGCAAAAGAGUUUUAAAGUUACUAAAGUGGAAAAAAAAACCAAUAGAAGAACCUAGAACGUAAGAAAAGGUAUUUCAUUUUUUCUAUUUGGAUGGCUCAGUUUACUCCAAUAUUUACUGUCUGAUAAUUAUGGAUACUGUGGAAGAUAGAAAGAUGAUACCUGCAACAGGUACUAAGCUCAGCUUAGUUUUUUUUUUUAAAUUAUAUUGAUCCUUUGUGAAUUUCUUUUUUUUCAUCAUAUUAUUUUUUAUUCUAUAAUUUCACGCACAUACACACAUGUAGAAUGUACUUUGAUCAUAUUUCCCCCCUUUUUCUGUUAUCCCUUCCCCUUCCCACCGGACUCCUCCCUACUUUCACAUCUUUUUCCUUCUGGCCCAUGGCAUUUAUCUAAGGUUGUUUGCGUAAGCCUGGCUGGAUUUGGGUUAUUUCCUUGAACGGGGCCAAUUUACCUGCCAGUGGCUACACCACUGAAGAAUGCCUUCUCCCAGCAACUGCCAAUAGAUCUCCAGGGAGGGGCAGGGCCAUCCGAGCCCCUCACUGCCCUUGAGGGAAGGUGGAGGAGCCCAGUGGUGUGUGGGUCUUGCUCUGGUGGCCCGAUUCUGCGUAAGUUUACCAGUUGCCCACCACAGAGCUUCUCUGACCAAGGCUGACGGCAACACUCAUCUACGAAUGUGAGAAUAACAUCUGGGCUGCUUGACCACUCGAGCUACCGCCAAGCCUGGGACCCAUCUCCGGGACCCACGUGGUGAAUGGGGCAGGAAUGGGGCACGGGGUGGUUCGCGCCGGGAACUCAGGAAAUUCCAGGUCGGCCUCAUUACCCUGGUGUCCAGGAGAAUGAUCCAUCCUUUGUGAAUUUCACACCAUGCGUUGUGAUCCCACUCAUCUCCCUGUCCCGUUGUAUCCACUCUCUGCCCUUGCAACCUCUCCCCCAAAAUAAAAUAAAAUAAGAUAAAAUUGUUGUGGAAGCUGUAAUGUGUCACCCACUACACUUUUUUUUGCCGCACCUCUUUACUUGCAAAUGCUCACAGCAAUGAGUCAUGGGUCUGUUUGAAGGCCUCUGGCUUCUGCUACACUAUACUGGAUCCUCACUGGGACUGCUCGAAGACAUCCUGUUGUUGCUCUGUGUCAUGGAGAUUCCGCCGCUUUGGAUCUGCAGAACGGGCCCUUUUGCCAACUCAAAGCCCUGGAUCUGUGCCUGGGAGAUAGCUGAGUUAGUCAGCCUGCCAGCUCUCCUCCAUCCGCACUAACCGGGGUUGCAACAGUGACUUUAAACUCUUACAGCUCUGCACAGGAAGCAUCUGAUUAAUGAAUGACAUACUCAUUUAGGACUGCUUAGAUCCUGCAGAUAAUCCUGUGAAUUAAUUCAUCUAUUUGUAGCUGAGACUUCGCACCCAAAGCUUAUCCAUUUUUGCCAUUUUAAACAGCCCAUAGCUCAUUGGAUCUGGCUCCUAGUGUUGAUUUCAGUAUGCUGCGACGAAAACCAACACGCCUGGAGCUCAAGCUUGAUGACAUUGAAGAGUUUGAGAGCAUUCGAAAGGACUUGGAGACCCGUAAGAAACAGAAGGAAGAUGUGGAAGGUGUAGGAACAAGUGAUGGAGAAGGAGCUGCUGGGCUCAGCAGUGACCCCAAGAGCCGGGAACAGAUGAUUAAUGAUCGAAUUGGUUAUAAACCCCAACUCAAGCCUAACAACCGCACAUCUCAGUUUGGAAACUUUGAAUUUUAGAGAUGAAUUCUCUUGCAUGCCAGACCUCUGGGACAGAAUACAAUGAUGGUAGAAAUAUAACCAGAUUUAGAGAAUUAAGUGUGUACAACCAAGGAGAAUGCUUUCUCUCUCCUGUAGGGAGAAAUAACUUCUGUGUGAAAUCAUUGCUGUUCAACCUUUCUAAUAAGCUGGAAGCCAAAUUCUGGCUUUUCCCUGGAAUAUUGAACUGCGGAAAGCUUACCUGAUUUUUGUUUUUAAAAAUAAAUAUAUUUUUGGAAAAAUGGGAGACAUCCUUAAGUAGUAGCCCUGCUAAUCCCUACCUCUGCCAAUUAACCGCUACUGAGUGAUGUCAUUCUCCUUUGCCUUUACAAAAAACCCCAAACCCAGAACACUUGCAGUUGAUCCCUUGGACUUUCACUUAACUCAUCUAUUCAGUAUUUGGUGACUGCUGACAGUACUUUGAGCAACAGCUCCCAGCUGUAAUCUAGCACUUGGGAGGCUGAGGUGGAGUCUCAUGAGCUGGAGGCUAGUCUGGGCUACAGAGUGAAACCCUGUUUCAAAAUGUCAAAAAAUCAAACUAAGAUCCCUGCCUCAUGGAGAUUGGAUUCUAAUGAAGACACUGUGAGAGUCAAAUCCACUUAGAGGAAGUCUUCACACAGUGAGGGAAACAGCUCUAACAGGAAAGGCGUUCUAUUCUGCUUGGGACUUGUGUAACUCUUGCAGCAGGAACCCAUCUGACAGCCAAUCUUGGUACUUUUUACCAUGCUCUAUUUUCACCAUAAAAUCCAGGGACAGAGCCAUCAGCUGUGGAAGCUACAACAUCUGGAAUCAAGUUUCAAAGAGACUCCUUAGCUGGGUUUUACCCAGGCUUUCGGAUAGUUCGUGAGUGAUGUGUUAGCAAGGUAGAGAUAGAAGGGGAUGUGUAGUUUCCUCUUCCUGCUCCAAGCUUUUUUACAAAACUUUUAUUCCAGUUUUAUUGAUGACCCCUAAGUCCUGUUAUCUUACUGUGUAGAAAAUAAUAAGACUCCGAAAACAGGCUAUAGAUAGAAGACUCAUGUUACUGCAGCCUGCAAAGUUUAGAGAUGGGCAAAGGAGACACUCCGCCCGCUUCAGUCCUCUGCUGCAAUUCCCUAGUAGUUUCAUGCUCCCUGCAUGCCUUGCCUUUUGUACUAAUAGCGGAUAUGCAGAGGGCUGUGUAAGGCAGUCCUGAGUGAUUCAUGAAGACAUCUUCAGUUCUGGAGAGGGCACACCAUUCUGAGUUUGCAGGAAGUGAACCAGAGCUCAGCCAUGAAGUGGUAGGUAGAUUUGAAUCCGAACAGUUUGCUUUCCAAGCCUGUGCUUCUAAAUGGCCUUAACUAUGUUGCUUUCUUAGGGUUCUUGGCUAAGUCUUUAAGAAAGCAGUGUGUGGGGGCUGGAGAGAUAGCUCAGAGGUUAAGAGCACUGGUUGCUCUUGCAGGUCCUGAGUUCAAUUCACAGUAACCAUAUGGUGGCUCAACAAUAACAAUAAUAAUAUAAAAAAAAAAACCCACAAAAAACCAAAACUAUAAUAAGAUCUGGUGCCCUCUUCUGGCAUGCAGGCAUACAUGCAGAUAGAACACUAUACACAAUAAAUGAAUAAAUUUUAAAAAAAGGAAUCAGUGUGUGGGGUAGAGAUUUUUCUAUUUUUAGGUUUCCAAAAAUUUCCAUGUUAUCUUAUUAGCAGAAUGAGACAGUUACUCAUCAGUAGAGCAGGACUCACUGCAGUUGCUAAUCUCUGGGCACACCUACAUUAUAUGUAUUAAUUCUGUGUUCCUUAGGAUCUGUUCCUUUCUGGAUUACCAACACCUAGGAGGUUAAGUCAGGUGUUCGUAGAGACACUGACCUUAUUCAGACCUUUGAUUUUUCUGAAGCCCUCAGGGAUAAUAUAAUCAGUAGACAGUAAAAAUGUAACAUGGCUUGGAUGCCUGUCUGGUUUGGGUGCCUUAUCUGUAUUGCUCUUAAUUUAAAUAGGUGCUACUCCUCCUUUGUGUGUAUGUGAAUGCACAUGCUAGGCCUGUUAGGGAUUGAACCCAGAGCUUAGAAAACUACAUUAGGCAAGCACUCAGCCACUGAGCUACACCCAUAGCCAUUUAUUUUUGUAACAGCGUCUCUCAUUGUAUUAGAAUCCCAGGCCAGACACUGCUCAAAUUAUGUCCCUCUUCAGCCCUCUUCAUCACCAUUUUCAUAGCUGGUUCAGAGAUUCCUGCUGCUAUAGGGAGACAGACAUGGUUUGGAGCAUCUGUAAACACAAUGCCCAGGUGUGGGACUCCAUGGCAGAGGGCUUCUGGUGGGGCAUAUCUGCCACCUUUAUGUGUCCUUCCUCACUUCCCCUAUAUUUGAGUGACACCUUUCUUUAGAAUUCCCUCCCUUCUCCCUGCCACAAAAAAUCAGAGAUAGACUGACUAGUGUUGGGCCUAAGCUCUCACAAUCUGUCAUGCUGCUAUCUGUAUUUUUAUGAUGUUAAUAAUUCUUAAUAAACUUCUUGC